AUGAAUCUGACGCACGAGUAUAUGAAUGCCUGGCACGAAACGAACGACUAUGCCAGCAACCAGUUUUCUUUCAACACUGGUAUUAUGCUUGAGCAGGACCAGCCGACGGAUGGCAAUGUCACGACGACGGGAUUGGAUAGAUGCCUGUGGAAGUUCCUGGAUAGAAAGAAUAAUGUGCUUUGGACGACGGGGAUCGAAUGGGAUGAGUGGCAGAACUUUGCGGUUACAGUGGAUUAUGAGAAUAAUACUCUGCAGAUUUACUAUUCGGGCGGCUAUGAUGCUCUAAAAGCAGUCACGAAACCGAUCGGUAAUGAUAAUAGUGGCGGAGGACAAUUCCAGAUCGGGAUGCUGAAGAAACCUACUGAAACCACCAGUGUCGACUACGAUGGAUACCAAGAGAAAGGUAUUUAUGAAGGGCAAAUUUACGGGGGGAUUUUCAUUGAAGACAGCAGCAAUGGCUGCACUUCAACCUGA
Molecule: messenger RNA, 474 nt
Organism: Lachnellula hyalina
Lineage: Eukaryota; Fungi; Ascomycota; Leotiomycetes; Helotiales; Lachnaceae
Exons: 2
Coding region: 1-474 (157 amino acids)
Source: RefSeq, a predicted model, not a curated record